GCGCGGCUCAUAUAAUAUAUCCCAUUCAAUUAAAAAUUACCCGUUCAGACAUUUUCAUAUACGAAAGGAGUUAUUAUAAUACCCCGAAUACCAUAACAAUUACGUUUUUACGGUAUAGGAUGGAAUGUGAAAGGUAAUAUUUUCAUUUUUAUCAAUGACAUUUUAACAUUUAGUAUACUAGAAUUACCGAUCCGUGAUGCUAGAGGUGUGUAACUUAGUAAAAUAUUUUUAAACCCGGACAAUUUUAAGAGCCAAGUGCGUGGGGUUUAUUUAGCUUCAAGGAUUGAAUUGCUUCUCUUAAUAAUUUCGAGCAAAAUACAGAAGUUUUUCGGGUGGAAAUGGCAGCAGAAAACAAUGGCGGUGAGAUAAAGUUAACAGUGGGCGAGGAGAAGGUGACCACUGCAGACGUUACGAAAGGAGAAGAAUUAGACCUGCAGCACCGAGAUCCCGAACAUUUACAUGAUCACGUUAAGAUACAAUUCCACGACGUGUUUGGAGAACCCGAUGAAACAGUCUUUUCCUUUGACUUUAUUUGGAAAUUGGCAUUCAAGCUGUUCACGAAUGUGAAGUUGUGGUGCUACAGAAUUACGUCACUGAUAUGCGGUUUGCCUCUGGCAAUUUGUUGGGGAAUCUACUUUGCGUUGCUGUCAUUCUGCGCUAUCUGGUGCUGUGAGCCGUACAUGAAAGCCUAUGCGAUAGAACUCGGCUGUAUACGAAGACUCUUCAACACUUGCCUAAAUGCGUUCUGCAGACCAUGCUUUGAAGUGAUGGGAUACUGUUUUUACAACAUUAGAAUACAGAAAGCAUAGAAACGCAUUUUGCAAAAAAAAAAAAAAUGUUAGACUCUAUAUCUUCCGUGAUUAUUUUAUUUUGUAAACGUCCUUACUUUAAAUCAGGAAAUAUAAUGUAAUCAGUGAAGUUUUAUACAGUUUUACUGUCAAUACUGACUACUGCCAGUUUGUUUGUUGACCUCAUAUGUCUUUUACAUUUUUCAUGUCUGUGUUUUCUUUAGAAUUACUAGUUUGUAUUAUACCGUGCAGUUUUACAGUCAAUAUUGACAACUGCCAGUUAGUUUAUUUCUGUGUUUUUUUAAUUUACGUCUGUAUUUUCUGUUGAAGUUCUAGUUCGUAUUAUACCAUGUAAGGGGUCUUCUGUUUUAAAGAUUCUUCUAUUGUAAAAGAACUUAUACUUGUCUGCUGCAAUAUUCAUAUAUAUUUUAUCUGCGAAAAUCUUAAUAAAUGAUUAAUUAAA
Mercenaria mercenaria is the source of this 1251-nucleotide messenger RNA. Its product is annotated as caveolin-1-like. The record is from RefSeq and is a predicted model, not a curated record. Bases 339 to 809 code for a protein of 156 amino acids. Gene Ontology annotation, biological process: caveola assembly. The transcript is spliced from 3 exons. Gene Ontology annotation, cellular component: caveola. Gene Ontology annotation, molecular function: molecular adaptor activity. NCBI's taxonomy places the organism in Eukaryota, Metazoa, Mollusca, Bivalvia, Venerida, Veneridae.